This is a messenger RNA of Nymphaea colorata (pocket water lily), 1778 nucleotides long. RefSeq lists its product as uncharacterized. The transcript is spliced from 10 exons. Gene Ontology annotation, molecular function: dipeptidyl-peptidase activity; serine-type exopeptidase activity. Bases 101 to 1603 code for a protein of 500 amino acids. The record is from RefSeq and is a predicted model, not a curated record. Gene Ontology annotation, biological process: proteolysis. NCBI's taxonomy places the organism in Eukaryota, Viridiplantae, Streptophyta, Magnoliopsida, Nymphaeales, Nymphaeaceae.
UGACAUUCUCCAAGUGGACAUCGUAAAAGCAAACUGGGGAUCGCGUCCUGCUCGGCAAUAGAAGUCCUAAGCACCGUAUCUUGAUUGGAGAGUGGGCAAAAUGGCGCUCUCUUCCACUAAUUUCCUCCUCCUCUUCCUUCUCUUGUUCCUCGGCUCUCAUUCUCCCUCCAAGGCAGUGACGCUACGCCCUCCCUUCUGGAAAUCAUGGUGGCCGAGGCGCAGCAACGAGCGUUUUUCCACUUACCAAUACGAAACCAGAUACUUCACCCAGACGCUCGAUCACUUCAGCUUCAAGCAGUUGGGCUCCUUCCAGCAGAGGUACCUCCUGAACCAGCACCACUGGUCCGGCGCCCUACGGAUGGGUCCCAUCUUCUUCUACUGCGGCAACGAAGGCGGCAUCGAGUGGUUCGCAGAGAACACAGGCUUUAUGUGGGAUAUAGCCCCGCGCUUCGGCGCCAUGCUCGUUUUCGCUGAGCAUCGUUAUUAUGGCCAAUCCUUGCCAUAUGGAAGCAGGGAGAAAGCAUACCAGAAUGCUGAUACUUUGUCUUAUCUUACUGCUGAGCAAGCUCUUGCAGACUUUGCAACUCUAGUUAUUGACCUCAAAAGAAAUUUUUCUGCUGAAGCAUGUCCUGUAAUUUUAUUUGGAGGCUCUUAUGGUGGAAUGUUAGCUGCUUGGAUGAGGAUGAAAUAUCCACAUAUUGCUGUUGGAGCUCUUUCUUCAUCUGCACCUAUAUUGCAAUUUCAGGAUAUUGUGCCAUCCCAAAUUUUUUAUGACAUCGUGUCCAAUGACUUUAAGAGAGAAAGUUUGAGCUGCUUUAAAUGUAUAAAGGAGUCCUGGAAUAUUCUUGAACAUUUGGGCCAGACAAGUGAAGGCUUGGCAAAUCUUAGCAGAAGAUUUAACUUAUGCUGGAAGCUAAACAGAACCCAGGAUCUUGCGGAUUGGUUGAGUUCUGCUUACAGCUAUUUGGCCAUGGUGAACUAUCCCUAUCCUGCAAACUUUCUGAUGCCUUUACCAGCAUUCCCAAUAAAGGAGGUUUGCAAAAGAAUGGAUAGUUAUCCUGAUGGGACAGGUAUUCUGGAUCGUAUAUUUGGAGGAAUUAGCAUUUACUACAAUUAUACUGGAUCUGUUGAUUGCUUUGAUAUACGCGAUGAUCCUCAUGGAAUGAAUGGCUGGAAUUGGCAGGCUUGUACUGAGAUGGUUAUGCCCAUGUCUAGCAAUGAAGAAAGCAGCAUGUUUCCUCCUUACUGUUUUGACUAUGAUGCUUAUCAAGAUCAAUGCAUAAAGGAAUUUGGUGUCCGCCCAAGACCCAAAUGGAUAACCACUGAAUUUGGUGGCCAUGAUUUAGAAAGAGACUUGAAGCACUUUGGCAGCAAUAUCAUUUUUGCAAAUGGAUUAUUAGAUCCUUGGAGUGGGGGCGGUGUGCUGCAAAAUGUGUCAGAUAGUAUAAUAUCACUUGUAACUGAAGAAGGUGCUCAUCAUUUGGAUCUUCGGGCUGCCACUGAUCAGGAUCCAGAAUGGUUAGUAGACCAGAGGGAAUCUGAAGUUGAGAUAAUCCGAGGAUGGAUAUCUGAUUAUUACACGGGAAAGGCAUCUUCCUUUUGACAUGUGAUUGACUAGAAUAUUCCAUUACUGGAGAUCAUUCUUAAAGGAAAGGUUUGUACAGCAUAGAUGUGCAUCAUACCUAUGGAUAGCUGCUUGUCUAACAGUAGCUGCUGAUUAUAAGGUCAGCGCUGCUGCAACUAAAAUGAAAGAAAUAAAAAGAAUAAUUGGAGUUGCA